AUGCCCCCUGCUGGGGAAACUGAGAGGAUCCUCUCCAGACAAGCGCUGGCUUCCUGGUCACACUGUCCCAGCGCAAUGGGGCCUGGUUCUGUUGUGUGUGGGACGAUAGCAGAUGGUUUCAGAGACCACCUGCCAGAUGGUUAACCCAUAAACCCUUGAGGGGCAGGAAUCAACUUGGUGGUGGGGGUGGGGAACAUGAUAUGCAGGACAAAGACUGUUGGGUAAAGUUCCAAGAAUUGUUGCUGUUCAGGCCACUGCUCCCACGUUCAGGAACUGUACCUUGUGGGUGAGGACAUUUUGUCCCUCCUGCCAUAUAAUUUCCUCCCCCAACCAGGAUUCUGUCCUAGGCAGGAAUGAUACAGUGAUUUAUGCUCAUGCUCAGAAUCACUGCACCUCAGAAUCAAGGAGCAUGGUGAUAUGAGAGGGAUUUCUGGGCACCCCUCAGGGACUACUCUCCUCAGAAUUCCAAGAUGAAGAUCCAUAUGCUAAUAGGUGUACUGAUCGUGGGCUUUGCAGUAGGGAAGGCUCCUGUCCAUGAAGUCCGGACCUGCCACCUCUGUCUCUUAGAAGACCCCUCUGUUGGCUGCAUAUCAGGCUCAGAGAAAUGUACCAUCAGCAGCUCAUCCCCAUGCAUGGUGAUCACUAUCUUCUCUGGUACUAAGAUUCGCUUCUUCAUCCGUGGCUGUGGACAAUACAAUUCUUACCGCUGCCAAGAAAAACACAACACCUACUUUCCAGAGUAUUGGUAUCAGGCCCAGUGCUGCCAGUAUGACUACUGCAACUCCUGGUCUAGUCCUCAGCUUCAGAGCUUGCUGUCUGAGCCUCCUGACCGAGCCCUGCCCCUGUCUGAGUCCCAAAUCUACCAGUUCUACCAGACCCUUAACCUCUCAUUACCCUUACCCAACUUCCAUGGUAGGAAGGAGCCUGAAGACCCAGACCCCUUGCCCACCCUGCCUCUGAACUUGGGUUUAUCUAUUACUGAGUUACGCCACAUGUAUUUGCUUCUUAACAGUUCAGGACUUUUAGUUCUUCCCCGAGCUGAACCCUGACAUCUUUCUUUUCCUGGAUUGUACUCUUAUCCAGCAUUCUCUACUAAUAGCCCAGUAUCUGCUGUUGGAGCACUCAAAAUUCUCUGGUCUGUUAUUUCUUAGUCGUCUUUUGCUUUGUACUUCCAGGUUUAUUUCCCUUGAAGCCAGUUGGCACUGUACCCAGUACUCUCCUAAGAAAGCCACCAUGUCUCUCCCAGACUGACUUGGGAGAGACAUGGUGGCUUUCUUAUCCUAGAAUGUUCCAUCGUUCCCCCCUGAUCUUCUCAAUGUGCACAUUUCCCUUCUUUUGUUGUCAACCCUAGAGCUUCAGUGCUCUACACUGGCUUUUAGAUAGAGAAAAACCACAGCACCAAAGCUUCCUUCAGUUUGGUGGGGUCCAGCCUUGAAUCUGGGUCAAACACAAGACAAAAUAGCAUGCUGUCCUGAUGAGCUACUUUGCUAGCCCUGCCACUUUCUUUCACAUUUGGUUUUGUAUCACUUCCUGCCCUAUCUCCAGGACUCUGCCAGGCUGAACUAGUGGCAAGAUGGAUGACGAAUAGACUUUUUUCUAACUUGGCACUCAGGCGUCAAUCACUUGUUUCUAUCAUCCCCACUCCCACCUGAAAUUGCUGCCUUAUUUCUUGUUCCAGUCCCUGGCCGCCUAAGUUCUGUGUCACCAAGCCUGUACCCAUUUCCAUAGGUGCUCAGGGCGAGGAGAGGGUUCCUGCCCGGAUCUGUUCUAUAUCUCCAGGUUCCCUUCAUAAUAAAAUCAACUGAGCAGGGGCCAGGUGAUGACACACCUGAUUAAGUGUGCACAUUACAGUGUGCAAGGACACAGGUUCAAGCCUCUGGUCCCCAUCUGCAGGUGGAAAGCUUCAUGAUGGUAAAGUAGGGCUGCAGGUGUCUCUCUGUCUCUAUCUCCCCUCUCCAAUCCUCUGUCUCUAUCCAAUAGUAAGUAAAUAAAAAAAAUUUAAAAUAAAAUCAGCUGGGCAAAUUCUGUGUGAUACUGUUUAGAGGGUCAGGCUCAGAUGUGGGUAGGUGUAAGCUGAUUAAAGAAAGUUAAUUGAGGGAGUCAGGUGAUAGUGCAGCGGGUUAAGUGCAUGUGGUGUGAAACGCAAGGACCGGCAUAAGGAUCCCAGAUCCCGGCUCCCCACCUGCAGGGGAGUCGCUUCACAAGUGGUGAAGCAAGUCUGCCUCUCCUCUUUCUCUCGCCAUUUUUCUCUGUCCUAUCCAACAAUGCAAUAACAAUAGCAAUAACAAUAAAAAACAAGGGCAACAAAAGGGAAUGAAUAAAUAUUUUAAAAGUUAAUUGAGUGUGGGCUCAAACAGGAUUAUAGAAUGCUGCCCACUACACUUGUGGCUUCAUUCUGGCCAGUGCCAAAGGGGUUACAGCCAUCAUAUCCCCUAUUCAGAGAUGAAAGCAUGGAGACUGACUCCACCCAGUCAUAACUCCUCACAAAGCCUGGAAACUUAACCCUAAGUGAAUUAAAUGGGAGAAAUUUUAAAUCCUGGCACCCAGCAGCCUUUUAUAGGAUCCCAAAUUGAGGGGUUAUAGGUCACUGAUACACAGGUGGGGUUGCACUAGUUGGGUUUUUUUUUUUUUACUUUAUUAUUUAUUCCCUUUUUGUUGCCCUUGUUUUAUUAUUGUAGUUAUGAGUGAUGUCGUUGUUGGAUAGGACAGAAAGAAAUGGAGAGAGGAGGGGAAGACAGGGGAGAGAAAGACACCUGCACAGGUGGGGAGCCGGGGGCUCGAACUGGGAUCCUUAUGCCAGUCCUUGCGCUUUGCGCCACCUGCGCUUAACCCGCUGUGCUACCACCCAACUCCCACUAGUUGGGUUUUUAAGGGGCUGGCAGACAACUAGGGACACAUGUACCAUUUUACAGCUUGAAUCAAGUUUCUCAUUCAGGGAGAGAGUCACUACAGCACCAGUGCCACCUGACUCCCACAUGGUGCUGCCGCUUGAGCCUGAACCACACACGCCCAACUUGGAUUAGCUCUGCUCCAAUCAAAUUUUUCAUUUUAAUAUUUUAUGUUCAAGUUGAAAACACACAAAACUGAGUAUUCAUAACCCAACCUUAUAAACAGUAAAUGGACACACUGCUCAUGGCCAGAUGUAGUGUUAGCACCAAAACUCAUCUAGAUGAGUACAGGUGGCGUCUCCCCUUCUGAAUCGCACAACCCAGUGUUGAGGUUUUAAAAUCUCCCCCCCUACUUUUCCCUCCUCUCUCGAUUUCUCUCUGUCCUAUACAAUUAAAUGGAAAAAAUGGCCUCCAAGAACGGUGGAUACAUAGUGCAGGCCUGAGCCUCAGCAGUAACCCUGGAGGCUAGAAAAAAAAAAGAUUAUUAACAUUAGAGAGGAGAGGGAGAGAACCAGAGCAUUACUAUGGCACAUGCAAUGCCAGGAUUGAAGUUGGGACCUCUUUUAUUUUAUUUAUUUUUUAUUUUUUAAUUUUUUAAUUUUUUAUUUAAGAAAGGAUUAGUGAACAAAAGCAUAAGGUAGGAGGGGUACAACUCCACACAAUUCCCACCACCCAAUCCCCAUAACCCACCCCCUCCCAUGAUAGCCUUCCCAUUCUCUAGCCCUCUGGGAGCAUGGACCCAGGAUCGUUGA
Molecule: messenger RNA, 3640 nt
Organism: Erinaceus europaeus (western European hedgehog)
Lineage: Eukaryota; Metazoa; Chordata; Mammalia; Eulipotyphla; Erinaceidae
Gene: LY6G5B
Product: lymphocyte antigen 6 family member G5B
Exons: 3
Coding region: 471-1049 (192 amino acids)
Cellular component (GO): external side of plasma membrane
Source: RefSeq, a predicted model, not a curated record